This is a messenger RNA of Daldinia loculata, 1271 nucleotides long. Its product is annotated as alpha/beta-hydrolase. The coding region runs from base 268 to 1212 and encodes 314 amino acids. Gene Ontology annotation, biological process: lipid catabolic process. Lineage: Eukaryota; Fungi; Ascomycota; Sordariomycetes; Xylariales; Hypoxylaceae. The record is from RefSeq and is a predicted model, not a curated record. The transcript has a single exon. Gene Ontology annotation, molecular function: lipase activity.
UGUGGCCCCUAGCAAAGGAUUGCGGCAUGGCAAAAAAGGUAAGGGUGAUCCCAACACUCCUUACGAAUUUGGUAAAGCGACAGGAAGUGAAAUUUCCUAAACUGUCGGUUUGCUAUUUCGUUUUGAUUUCAAGGAGAAAAUAAGGAUGGAAGCCAUUCAUUGGCGGUUUUAACGAUAUCGUACUUAUAUAAGAAGGUUUUGCUGUCUGAAUACUGAAGUAGACUUAGCCAGUGUGCGAAUAAUUCGGUACACAUUUAAAUAUCCAUCAUGCCGUCUAUAAAAUUAAGUGGCCUUUUAUUAGCCCAGUCUCUUUUUUCGCUGGGCGCGAAUGCUCUCCCGAGCGCAUCCCGUAUUAAUAAUGACGAUGCUCGGGAUCUUGGCCGGCGUGGUCUGGGCUUUGAUACCGAUACCCCGGAUAUUCUAAGAUUUAGCGAAUUAUACGGCGCACCCGAAAACAACUUUGACUGUAAGAGUGACCGGAAUCCCGUUGUUAUGCUCCACGGCCUCUCAGCAAACCGCCAAGUCGACCUGAACAUGCUUCAAUGGGAACUCAAUAGGCGCGGUUAUUGCACGUUCUCGCAAACUUACGGUUCCUGGAGUUUGGUACCUUGGAUUGGUGGUCUUAAACCAAUGUCAGAAUCGGCGAAAGAUAUCGCUAGCUUUGUGAAAGAAGUUAAGGAUAAAACCGGCGCGGAAAAGGUCGAUAUUGUUGGUCACUCCGAGGGUGGUGUUCAAGCCAUCUACGUACCAAUGACACAGGAUGGUGUCUCGGAUAUUGUGGAGCAUGUAGUCGCAUUAGGACCGGCUAUUCAUGGUGCCAAGUACUUCGGCUUUACCGAUCUAUGGUAUAUCGGCGGGAAUAUCACUCGCGCCCUCGCUAAAAAGGUCGUAGACGUGCUAGGAUGCCCGGCCUGCGAGGACAUGGCAACCGACGGCGGGAUAUACAACGACUUCAAGAAUGCCAGCAAGAUCGUGCAGCCUGGGAACAAAGUGACAGUUAUUAUGUCCAACUCAGAUACACUGGUAUCGCCGGAUGUCAGCAGGGUCGACGAGGAAGGGGCAACCAACGUUAUCGUUCAAGAUACUUGUCCCGACGACAAAGUUGGACAUGCAGGACUCAUGUGGGAUAAGAGUGUCUGGCGAUUAAUUGUGAAUGCGUUGGAAGAAAACAACGAUACCGUUUUCGAGUGCGAAAAGGGACUUGUUAUUUAAUGGACACCUGGUAUUAUAUAACUGCAUAUAUUAAUUAAAUGUUAACUAGCUGCGUUGCC